This is a messenger RNA of Aphanomyces astaci, 396 nucleotides long. RefSeq lists its product as hypothetical. The transcript has 2 exons. The record is from RefSeq and is a predicted model, not a curated record. Bases 1 to 396 code for a protein of 131 amino acids. Lineage: Eukaryota; Oomycota; Saprolegniomycetes; Saprolegniales; Verrucalvaceae.
AUGUCAGAGCUGCGAGCCAAGAGCACGUUGUUCGACAACUAUGCUACCGAUGUCAAGCUUCAGCUCACGGAACGACCAGGCGGAUGUCACGGUGAAUUAAUGGUGUAUUUCAGCUGCAAGAACAAGCUCUACGGGUUGAAGAUUGAGGCCUCCGUGUCACCCGAAGGAUUGAUGGUCGACAUGUGCAACAACGCGCUUGGGCUGAAAAAGUCCGACCAAGAACUGAACAUCGAAGACCACGGCGAGCAGGCAGGAACCCACGGUUCUAUCUGGGCGUUUUUGGUUGACAAGGGAUACUACGGCGUGAUGACAGACUUGCGAGGUGUGCACCCAAAGAAGAACCCACCAAUAGGCCUACUGGAACGCGACGACGAUGAGCGGAACCGUCAAGUGUAG